CUGAGGCUGAGCACAGUUUAACAGAAGUCAACUUUGGGUGAACGUCAAAAAAUUUCACCGAAGCAUUUGCUUCUCCUCUGUGACUCUGUGUUUGACCGCUGAAACACAACUUCAGCUUUUUUUGGACUCUCAGGAUCACAGGUUUGAGCAUGGAGCCGGUCCGGAUGGUUCUGUGUCUGCUGUCCGUGUUUAUCUCGCUAGUCUCGGACAGGUUGGUGGUGUUGGCUUCCUUCUCCCAAGCUACGGACAGCGACUUCACCUUCAGCUUACCUGCUGGCCGAAAGGAAUGUUUCUACCAAACCAUGAAGAAAGAGGCUUCCCUGGAGAUUGAAUAUCAGGUGUUAGACGGUGCCGGUCUCGACGUGGACUUUUCCAUCUCUUCUCCAUCCGGCCAGUUGCUUUUCAGCGAUCAGCGCAAGUCGGACGGCGUCCACACCGUGGAAACUCAUGAGGAUGGGGACUACGUGUUUUGCUUUGACAACACGUUCAGCUCCAUAUCCGAGAAGCUCGUCUUCUUUGAGCUGAUCCUGGACAACAUGGAUCAGGAGGAAGACCCAGACAACUGGAAGGAGCACAUCAUUGGGACAGAUUCGCUGGACAUGAAGCUGGAGGACAUUAUGGACACCAUCAACAACGUGAAGUCUCGCCUGGGAAAAAGCGUGCAGAUCCAGACGCUGCUGCGGGCAUUCGAGGCUCGCGACCGGAACCUCCAGGAGAGCAACUUCGACAGGGUGAACUUUUGGUCGGUGGUCAACCUCUUCGUGAUGAUGGUGGUGUCGGCCGUCCAGGUCUACUUAGUCCGUUUGUUGUUCGAGGACAAGAGGAAAAUUCGCACAUAACAUCGCCUAGAACUGGACGGACAGAAAUCAUGAAACUAACACACGUUAACACGGUUACAUUAGGGAUGCUUUUUUUUUGUUUUGUUUUGUUUUUGUUUUCCUCCACACCAUUAUGUCUUUUAAAUAUUUGCAGAAACCAACAGAGGGUCAGGACUAAUUCGCCACUGUUGUUGCUUCAAGGUUUCUGUCCACUGGAGUUUGGGAAUGAAUCACAAGUGUCGACUAGCCAUACCUCCACUCAACAACCUUUUUACAAGAAAACUCUUCUUCUCUCUCUUUAUAGCUUUUUACUGUUUUAAGGUCCUUCUUAGCUGCUGUAGUGGUUUACACAACACGUAACAAUAAGUUUAUGAUAUGCAACUACUUUUCUAAUAGAGCUGGAGCGUUACCAGGCCAGUGGCCAAUUUGCAAAUAUUGCCUUGUUUUGUUUUUUGUUUUUUUCCUGAGUGAAAGUAGUUGAAGUAGCCGCUUGCUGCUGGGAUAACUUAUUUUUGCCAAACAUAAAGAGGAGGAGCAACUAGUUAGGUAUCAUGUCUUAACUACUCAAGGGCAAAAAAAAAAUCUACCUGUCAGUUCUGAAGUUGGCAGCAAGUACGAAUGCUGUUGGAAAUUAACCAUACUAUGUUGCUGCAGAACAGUCAGGUGUGUGGAUAGGUGGGGUUGCACUGCUAACCCACCCUAGGGACUGUGGAGCAGGAGAGACGGGGUCCGCGGCGUCCACAGUCGUCCCGCUGUGAAGGCCCGUGUCUGCUGGUGGGUGUCUGCUUACAGCCCACCUACUGUGAAAACGACGGGUCCGCUUGUCUCUCUAGUGACAGAAGGCUGCUUCUGUUUGACUGAUACCUGGAAGGUCAAUGUCACACCUGCUCUGUUUAAAACACGAUCCUCCCCUUCGUCAGCAUUCUCUUAGAUGCUUCCAUAUACUUAAAAAAAAAAAAGACUGUUAUGAUUAUUGCACUGCCUGUGAAAAACAUUUUUAACAAAUUGACUUUGGGCACUGGAACUUUGGAGGUGGGUUUAGAGGAAGGUCCAGUAAAGAACCGAGGUCCGUCUCGGACCACCUACUGAAGGUCUUCAUUCUUUUAUUCUUUUUUUUGCCUUUUCUCUGUUAAAAUUAUGCUGGUUGUUUGUUUGUUUUUCCCUAAAUGUUUUCUUUAUACUUGACUUCACUGUUAAACGACUUAUGCUAUAAGAGUAAAGACACAUCAUUAGAUCAGGCCUUUACUUCAGAGCCUUAUGUUUAAAGUGCAUAAAACCAAACAUUUACUAGCUGUGUUAAUAUGCAAAUUAGCUAUGUAAUUUGUUCCUCUUUUGUUUUGUCUUUAAUCUAUUUUCCAUGUAUGAAGCAUUCAUCUGUUCAGCUGUGUGUUAAGAUUCUGGUAUUCUUAUAAGAGAUCGAUUUAAAAUGCUUUUGCAAUCCAGGUAGAUUAAAAAAUUUUAAUAGUAUUUCUACAUUACUGAGAAGGAAUAAAGUACUCUGUUACUCUUUUAAAACAUAUAUUUUCUACUAUUUUGAGGCAGAUUGAGGGAAUAUGACAUUUAUUCCACCAAUGCCCUGCACUUGUAGAUGUGUAUAAAUUAAACAAGUCUAUCUUUUCUGA
Poecilia reticulata (guppy) is the source of this 2440-nucleotide messenger RNA. It is a transcript of the gene tmed5, whose product is annotated as transmembrane p24 trafficking protein 5. Lineage: Eukaryota; Metazoa; Chordata; Actinopteri; Cyprinodontiformes; Poeciliidae. The record is from RefSeq and is a predicted model, not a curated record.